AUGACUCUUUCACACAACAAUUUUAGCAUUUACCUGCUCGGAUACCGUGAAAACGGCUUAGCGGUAGAAAUGUAUUUUUUGGGAAUCCUAUGGCGUUUCAUUACGGAAAUUCGACAGAAUAUUGUCAAAGUUUCCGUCUCCACUAUCUCCGCUACCUCUACCUCUUCCGCCUCUACUUCUUUCUCACAUUUAGAAAAGGAACAAAAGGUAAUUGAAUUUGAAAGAAAAGGAACAUUAGGAAUUGCUUGUAUUAAGAUUUCCGCAGUACUUUUUUGUAGUAGUUUGAUUUAUCUGAUUUGGGCAGAAUUGUGGUGGACUGAUUCUGCGGCAACUUUAUUAUUUAGUAUUUUUUUUGCUAAAGAAGGUGGUGAGAUGAUCACCUGGGCCAAAGACAAGAAUUUUACCGGUGGAUAUAGUAGUCAGAUAGCUACCAAUGGCGAAAGACAAGGUAGUAAUUGUAAAACUGAUGAAGAGAGUGAGAUUGGUACUAAUAAGGAGAAAGGGCGACACUUACGAGUUUCAGUAAAUGAUGAUGAACAGGUUGAAGAGUCUACAUCUAUUGGAGGUGCUUGGUGGAGAGAAAAUGGCACAGAUAUUGAAUUGGAAAAUUUGGCAAAGAGCGUCAAAAAUGGAACUGAGACUUCAUUUUCUAUCGCUAUC
This is a messenger RNA of Racocetra fulgida, 660 nucleotides long. NCBI's taxonomy places the organism in Eukaryota, Fungi, Glomeromycota, Glomeromycetes, Diversisporales, Gigasporaceae. The record is from the annotation of a GenBank genome assembly.